AUGAAACUCCUAUACUUCCAUGCGCUAUUCUUAGCAGUUGCGGUUCAAAAGUCGUUCCAGCAGGCUGUUGCCGGCGGCCAAGACAAUAACAACAACGACGGAGGAGGAGGAGGAAGCACCAACUCUAAUACCACAUCCAGCAGCGUAAGCGUUCAGCUGUCGCCUUCAACCACAGGGUUUUCGUCCACGGCUUCGACGGAAUCGUCGUCACUUUCCACGGCGGAGCCAUCGUCGUCGUCGUCGUCAUCAUCAUCGAGCUCCAGCGUUCUUUCACCAACGUCGUCGUCGUCAUCGUCGUCGUCGUCGUCAUCCUUCUCGUCAUCGCCAUCUUUUAGUGACUCCUCAUCUUCCGUCAGCUCCUCGCAAACCUCGUUCUCGUCACUGUCACCAACCACGAGCAGCAGCUCAAGUUCAAGUUCGAGUUCCAGCUCCAGGUCAAGUUCCAGCUCUACGCCAAGCUCUUCGUCUUCACAGUCCUCAUCCACCGAAUCUUCGUCGGUCCCGAGCAGCUCACGGUCCAGCUCGAGCGCUGCCCCCAGCUCCAGUGUCUCGGGCCCCUCAUCGACUAGAUCCUCAUCGUCAUCGUCAUCAUCAGGAUCGUCGUCGAGAUCGUCGUUGAGAUCCUCGUCGUCCUCAUCAUCAUCUUCAUCCUCAACAUCGUCGUCGUCGUCAUCUCCAUCUUCAUCUUCAUCUUCGUCGUCGUCGCCAUCCUCAUCCUCGUCGUCAUCUCAACCCUCAUCAUCAUCUUCGUCUUCGUCGUCGUCAGCAUCGUCUUCAUCCUCGUCGUCAAGCUCCGCAAGAUCUUCGUCGUCAAUGGCCACCACCUCCGCGGCGUCCUCAGGCUCUUCCAAAACCGAUCAUUCGUCGUCGAUUACUGCUGCGCCAUCCACCACUAGUUCUGACGUAAUAACAACUACAGUGGACGGCAGAACCUUGGUCUCCACCGUCUACUACACCGCUAGUGGCACUGUGGACUCCAAGAAGAGUUCCGGUAACAAAUCGGGACUUUCCAAGAAAAAUCGUAACAUCGUGAUCGGGUGCGUCGUGGGCAUUGGAGUUCCUCUUAUCCUCGCUUUUUUGGCCUUCCUAUAUCUGUAUUGCGUGAGGUCCAAGAAAACAAACUUCAUCAAUUCUGAAGGCCAUGUCGUCACUGCUUACAAGCAGAACAACUUGACCAGAUGGUGGUACUCGCUAAUGGGCAAAGACGUUGGUAACGAAUAUGAUGGUGACACCCCUAUCGGAGGCACAUCUGAUCUCGACGAAGAUGCCGAGGGCAUCGGGCAUCACGCCAAUGGCGUUCACAGAAACCCGACAGACGGGCGCGGCUCUCACUCCAAUGACUUGAUGUUGGACGAGGAGAAGUACUACGAUGAGAACGGAAACGAACUCAGCGCCCGCAACUAUUAA
This is a messenger RNA of Lachancea sp. 'fantastica', 1407 nucleotides long. NCBI's taxonomy places the organism in Eukaryota, Fungi, Ascomycota, Saccharomycetes, Saccharomycetales, Saccharomycetaceae. The record is from the annotation of a GenBank genome assembly.